This is a messenger RNA of Caenorhabditis elegans, 1041 nucleotides long. It is a transcript of the gene sri-47, whose product is annotated as Serpentine Receptor, class T. Bases 1 to 978 code for a protein of 325 amino acids. NCBI's taxonomy places the organism in Eukaryota, Metazoa, Nematoda, Chromadorea, Rhabditida, Rhabditidae. The record is from RefSeq and is marked reviewed. The transcript is spliced from 6 exons.
AUGUCUCUAGAUUUUGUCUCUCCAAACUGGCUUAUUCUAUAUUUUAAUAUCGUCGCUUUUAUCUCAUUUUUCCUGAAUUUCACCACCAUUCUAUUGAUUAUUUUCAAAAGCUAUAAGUUCAACAAUUUCCGGUUUUUUGUUCUAGUUUUCCAGGUAACAUGUACUAUAACGGACUUGCAUUUAAACUUUAUUAUGCAACCCGCGCCCCUAAUGCCAGUUUGGGCAUGUCGAUUUGAGGGUUUUGGAGUAAAAAUUUUGAACAUUUGGCCCAAUUAUUUAAUGGCCUUCAUGUUUUCCCUAGUUGGAUUUCAAUUUAAUAGCAUCGGUUUCUGCUUCCUGAAAAAACAUCAAAUUAUUAAAAACACUUUACGAAGGAAUUUGAUACCAAAUUGGGGCUAUAUUGCUUUUAUUAUUUCAACAUUGCCUCUCAUUGUUUUGAUAUUUAUCUCGGUUUCACAAAUUGGACUGUCAAAGGAAAAAUCGCUAGAGUUUGCCAAAAUAAACUACCCUGAAUACGCUGUUCAAUUCUCUAAAAUCUCGAACCUCAUGUUCUUCGAUUCAAAUCUCUGGUUGACGGGUGUUCUGUUCAUAUCUGGUUUUGGCGGAUGUUUAUUGGGAGCCAUAGUUACCAUGACAACGCUUGACAUGUUCAAGAUGCUCGGCGAGCUGCGACGAAAAGUCUCGUUUAAAAACUUUGCACGUCAUCGGGCAGUGGUGAGGAGUCUUCUGGCCCAAUGUGCAGCUACUGCGAUCCUUUUGCUUCCAGGAGCCGCGAUUUUUGCGAUUUUUCUGUAUCCCGAUGAAAAGUCACGAGAAAUCAGUCAAAUCAUAGUAUGCAUUUAUGCACUCCGAUCGUCUGCAAGUUCUGUAAUUCUAGUGAUAACUACGCCACCUUACCGGGCAUAUAUCAUAAGAAAAUUCGCAAGUAAACUGGGAGUGAAAGCAUCUCCGGCGAUGGGCUCGACGAGCAUUAUGUGAUGUUGUUAUGCCUUUGAAUAAAUUUGUUCCCAUUUUAAAUGCAAAAUUAAUAGUUAAAAAUUG